AACGUUCACUAGAUGAUUGUAAAAAGGCGGAUACUGUCAGAAGUCAAGUAAAGCCGACUGAUGGAAUUUCGACUGGAUAUUGAGAUACUAUAUAGAAGACCUCAUCUCAGGUGAAGGUUCGUUGAGAAGGUUCGUAAGCCUAUCGGCCUACCAAGAAGACCAAAUACACUGAUAAGCAUAAAGUUGCUUUAUAUCGAUUUUAAUCCGUGCCACGGCCAUUAUCAAAUUUGUUCAAAUUCCAAUUAAGUCACAUUGAAUACAUUCAAUAGAUGUUAAGUAGCUGAUAGGUAAAUGUUUCGCAUUUUUGUUUCCUUUAAUAGGAGAAACAAUUGUCCAAAUUUCGCGCAAUGUUUACAUAUAUCUAUUUCUAUGGUUUUGCUUGUAUUUUCAAGGUUAUUAAAUCAAUUUCUUCACGAUUUGCAGAAAAUUUUCGUAAUUUUUUAUCUGUUUAUGCUGCUAGGGCCCGAGCGGCAAUCGCUUCUUUUGAUUCGGGGCAAGAUCCUGUCUGUGAUAAAACAUCCCAUAAUGUUAUGCAGGUGAUCUAAAUGCCGAUUUUAGAUUCGUUGCCUAGAAUUGCUGAUUUUACUCACCUGAAUCAAACAAAAAUUUUAUCGAUGAAUAAUUCUUUCAUUUAAACACACCAGACUUACAAAGAUAGGUCAGUUAGCUUUAGUAUAAAACAGAAAAUAAAUAAGCCGUUAAUAUCUGUUUUUCUAAAUAAAUGUAUUAUGUGUUUCAAUUAAUCGCGAUUUCACGCAAAUCCAGUUUCAACGGUAAAUAUAGUUAUGCCCAAGUACCACCUGGUUUUUUAGCAGGAUGUAUGUCAUUCAAAGUUGUUUUAAAGUCAAUGUCGUACUGCGAUUUUUUCUCUUAAACAAGGGAUUUGUACAGUAUGCUCCUACCAUAUGUUAUUGAAGCGCUAUUCAAUCUUUAGAGCAUCGACCUUGGCGUUACUUACCUUGGUAAUGGGUAACAGAAGCGUUACUUACCUUCUCAGCGUAUCUCUUUGGUAUUGCAUCAAGUGAAAUAUGAUAACUUCAAAGCAAUCGAUAGUUUUUAAAGUGGUUUGAGACAUCUGUCAAUCAACUACCAGCCAAUAGAUAAGCGUCUCGGCCCUUGUCACGCAUUUUGAUUGGUAAGUUGUUGAUUGAAAGAUGCCUACAGCCACUUUAUUAUCUGUCGAUUGCUUCGAAUAAGGGGCUCGCUUUCAGAACCCAACAUUAUUUUUUGCUUUUUUGGCCUCUUCAAAGAAAAUAAACAAAAUCCACGAGAGAGCCCUGAGAAUCACAUACAAGGAUAGUUAUUUUAGUUUCGAAGAUUUAUUGAAAAAAGCAGAAUCGGUUUCCAUUCACCAGAUAAAUUGAAAGUUGCUUGCUACCGAAAUCUUUAAAACUCAAGCAGUCUCAAUCCUAGUUUCAUGAAACAAAUUUUCGUUAUGAAAGAUGUUCCUUACCACCUUCGAAGCUGCAGAAUUAUUUUUGCGCCGAAACCAAAAACAACAGGGUAUGGUAUUGAAAGUGCAUGUUUUCGUGGAUCUAGGAUAUGGCAUGCUAUUGCCUCUUCUAUAAAAGAGUCCCAGACACUUAACAACUUCGAAAGAACAAUUAAAAGCUACAACUUUGGUUGCAGUUGUAGAUUGUGCAGAUUGUAUUUAGGUAAUUUAGGGUUUUUAUAGUUAUAUUCUUUAAAAGUAUUCUCUCGUUUGUUUUAAUUUAGAUUUAAUUUAUUAUAGUAUCUUGUAUUUAAGUUUCGGUUGGCUUAAAUUAGCACGUGAGCUAGCAACAAGAGCCAACCUUGAAUAAAUAAAAUGAAUAAAAUUAAUUUCCUAUCUUGAUAUCUUGAAUUUGAAGCAAUCAUUCAUUUCUUUCAGAAAUAUGGGAUUUAGGGAUUUGGCAAACUGCCUUCUUUUUGUUAAAAUUGGACGAUAAAGUAUCUUAUUUAACAUUUAUUUGUAAAUUUUCUUAGCGAGAUCAAGUCUUAUAUUAUUUGAUUAAGAUGUCAUAAAACGUUUUUACUUUAAAUUUCAGAAAACCUGUAAAAAAUUUGUUUUCACAAGAAUUUUAUCUUGAAGAAUGCAAAUGGACUUAUAGCAAUUCAUAAAACUAAAUAAUGCGAGGAAAGGUACCCUGCAUUUUUCAGUGCCUUAAACUCCCUAAUAAGUAAACUCUAAAAGUAACAUCCAAUGUACUCUUAUUUGAAGCAGUUUGAAACAUGUGUUUAUUUUAAGCCAUCUGCUAAUGUUAAUCGAUAUUUAGUCAGAUUUGCCACUUACCUUAUAGUGAUUAAAGAUAAUGGAAACUGUUUUGAUUUUUGCCGAUAAACAUUAGAAUGACCCCACACAACCUGUUUAAAAGCGCCACUCUACACAACCUGUUUCGUCGUAUCAAUAACCCCACAUGUAAACAAACUCAGACAUCACGGUUCUCAGAUGUCAAGAUCAUUUUACGCCAGUUUGCCAAAUGAUUUUCAGAGAAAGUAUCAAGCAAAUUAUGUUGAAGCACUGUGGGGACUGGAACGAAUGACCGCAAAAGCGCGAAAAUUUGAUGUCGUCAUUCAAAAGUAAAUCGAAGUAAAAUGAUAAUUGAUCGGGAAUAAAGAUGAAUUUUGGAACCAUUAUUGCAUACUCUUUUGUUCAAUACUGGACAACAUUGGUAACAUCAAGUGUUUCGUAUUGGAGAUAUGAAUUAGGCAGAUCAUGGCCAAACAGAAGACUCGAAGUGGGAACAUGGUUCGAUAUUGAAUGUACAAGACAAGAAUGGGCCAAUGACAAAUUAAGUUGGUACUUCGAAGAACCAUGGUGUGAAAUUUAUAACAGCCGUCUGCAAAGAACUCAAGCAAGGUGCAACAUGAACGGUGCAUUUGGAUUCGGUGUCGUAAAUGGAACAAGCGUUAAGGAUUACAAAAUUCUGAAGGUUUAUUCCAACAAAAAUUACUUUGGAUGGCAUGCUGUUAGAAAAAUAAACAGGAGUGGUGAUAACUUGAUUAUUGAUUUACGCCUAAAGAUAACCGAGUCAAACGCAUAUUUCCAAAACAAUUCUUCCAAUUCAUCAGAGCAUUCUAUACGGCUUACAAGAUUGUUCAACUCCAAAGGAGAAACACCUAAAGUUGAAUUCAAACAAAACUUGAAAAGUUCGUUGUUAAGGGAAGUGACAGAUAUUUCAUUCGAUCAUAUAAAUGGAGAAUGGCUGAUGUCUUUUGCUGUGCCCGUUGAUUCGAACUCUGUCAGAGUAUCAAAACAUUCGUCUUCAAGAUAUUCACUCUUUGACAAAUUUAUCAGGCCAGCGGAGUAUGUAAUGAAUACCUGGCAGACACCUGAUGAAGUAGAUCCGUUAAUGGUCGAGAGUUUACUUUCAGGACCCAUUCAGCAUCCGUGCAUGCCAGAUGUGAUAGCAUACAUUAGUUCAACAGGAAUCGCGAUUUCAGAGGGAUUUACCCAAAAUAUUCUCAAUUUCUCAACAGUCUUGAACGUUGGAGAAAUAGACAGUGCGGUAUUCCUUGGACACAGAGUUUUGUUCGUAAAAAAUCAGACUUUGUUUUUCCUUGAGAAAAAUGGUACAAUGAAUAGGACAGGACUUUCAAGAAAUGACGUCACUGCUGUUUAUACACCUAACCUUUGCUCUGAAGUAUCAAGCCAACAAAGAACAGUCGUGUCAUUGGCAGAUAACAACAUGACGAACUCCAUCUACUCAAUUUUUGCAUCAUUUGACGGUGGAUACACGUUUUCAAUGCUUAACACUACACAUUUGGAAGAUGCGUUCGGCUACAAUGUUACAAAGGGUAUGCUGAUAUUAGAUGUGCACAUCCACUCAGUGUUCAAUCGCUUAACUCUUCUUGUUAAUUCUACAAUGGCAUCCAAGGCAAACUCAGUAUUAAUUGACUAUUCAUUCACAACGAAGAAUUGGACGAAACUUUAUGAAUUCGACCAGGAUAAUGUAACAAGAUUUGCUUUCCCGUUGUCGACAUCAAACAAUAUUCUGUUAUGGUCUGACGAUGCUCUAUUCAGCUUUGAAGGAAACAAAAUGACAGCAAUAUUUGAUUUAAAAAGAACCGAUAUCGAAGAUACAGAAAGCAAGGUUAAAGACGUAGUUUCAGACAAAAAUGGUCAAUUCGUCGUUCAACUCAACUCUGGUGAAUUGUUUGCAGGAAUGAUUGGCGUGGGAAAGCUAACAAAGAUCUCAUCGAUAGACCCAGCAUGUAGCUUGCUGUAUGAUUCCAUUGGGCAGCUAAUUAUACUGCGUUCGGAGGAGUACAAGAAUAACGUCAGUAGCUUCAUAUACCCUUUGCAUGCUGAAAUUGAUUCUGCUGUUGAUAUGGGUGCCUGUGAGCUAGUAUCAUUCUCAACGGACAUAGUUGGUGGUUGGUAUCAGAUUGAUGUUGGAGAGCAUAUUAAUAUCAAAGCUGAGUUGAUUUCGGAAAGCUCAAAUACAUCAAUAAUGAUUGCCUUUCCACCACAUUCAAAUCUAAAAGCUUCUGUAGAAGAGACAGCGGAUAGUAUCGGGAAAUACUUCAAAAAGACAAGAACCAUUGAUGUGUUCGUUGCCGAAAAUUCGUCUACCAUUCAGAGAUUUGGCGAUAUUUAUACUACAAUUGUGAUUUAUCCUUCGAACCUUACACCUAUUUGUUCAAGAGCACAUCAUCAGACCGCAUUCUUUCACCUAGGUUGUCCUUCAUCAAGACAUCUUAACUUGAACAGAUUUCAAAAAUGUGCAGAGACUGUUUUAAGCGCCAAGCUUAAGCCAUUUGUGACGACGGAAAACUACUUGGAUUCUCCAGCCUACUGUACUGUGGUCCUAAACAGGAAUCAGCUCGAUCUAGAGACUUAUUUGUCACAGCAAGAUAGCAUAUUUCGAAGGGCGAAUGAAGAAGUUGUUGUCCGAGAACUAACCGGCCGUAGUGACUUUUAUUUUGCCCUGGAUCCGAAUGCGAUCGUUAAUGGACACUUAAAUUACAGUUUCAUCUUUGAAGGUGAUGGCGAAUAUAUUUUCAUCGUUUCAUUGGAUAGCAAAGUAAGUUUCUGUCACCUGAGUGCCUAUCUGAUAGUCACACGUGAAUUGAUGCCUGAAGCCCAAAACUCGCUGGCAGUUACAAUAUCUGUCUGCUUGGGUAUAUCAUUUUCGAUAAUAUACCUUGCAGUCAGUUUUCUGCGUUACCGUCAUAACACAAUACUCGAGCACAUCAAGGAAGCAGAAAUAGUCAAGCGAAAACAGGAACUUAGAUAUUUGUCUAACCUGUACGACCUGAAAGGCUCUGAAGGAAGUGGUGUCUCAUCAAGACGCAAAAGUUCAGUGUUGAAAGAGGGUAUUCGCAAAAGAAACAUCUCUCUAUCGGCAAUCUCAGAAAUGAGCGCUGAAAUUUAACUUGAAAAUAUAUUUCCAAUCAUGCUAGUUGUAUUUCUUUUAAAUUCGUCUUAGUUUCCUUUUUAGCAAAACAAGCUUUAUUUAAAGUAAUUUCACCAGUUCACACCGUUCUAACUUCCAGCUUGUUUCCAAGUUUCAUGCGAUUUUUUUAACAUAUCCACUUUGAAAUCUUUGUUUUCUUCGAUGCACACUUAGAAACAGGCAAUUCAGAAACUUUGAAUAAAAUUCAAGGGUAGGGCAGCGAAAUUUUGGGGUAGCGUUUUUGAAAAAUUUAUAAACUUUAGAGUAUGUUUUCAUAUUUUUAAAAGGCAAAUUCCCCGUCCUUUGUCUAUUGAAGUUACCCCUCGGGAGCAAUAGAAAAACUGGCAAGCAUGAAAAAUAGCAUUAUGAUCCUAUCAAACAAAUAAUCUUUCACGAUCGAUAACUGUGAAAUUAACAGUCCUGGUGUUUGAGAAACAUAAUUUGAUUUCUAUGCCUGGGUUAAAUAUAGCAAUCCAAUUUGGUAGUAAUUUUUCUUGUUGGUUAAACUGGAAAGAUACCCGCUAGCCAAAGUAAUUCCAAUAGUCUCUGAAGUUCCCGUGUCUAGAUAGGUAAUUAUUUGUUCAAUAAGCUUAGUAUGAUGCCCUUACAUGAUGUUUUAAAAACGUUUAAUGCGACAAAGCUGCUUUAGUAGUAUAUAUAAAAGCUGUUUUAGUAGUAUAUAGUAUAUACUUUAUUUGAUCUCACUGCCAUUCUCGUGUUUCCUUUCGCUUUGAACUUACUAUAAACUAAACAGAUUUGUCCUAUAAUUUCAUACUCUUUGUUUGUGUAAAAACGACCAAAUGAUACAACCACGCUGACAGGAUAGGUCCAUAUCCCGUAUCCAUAUAUCUGGAAGUGAAUCAGAUGGCACAAGACCUUUCGUGAGCUUCCUGUCACGAAAACGAUGUCUCUAGCUCUACUUGCUUCUCCUCGCCUUUUCCCAUUAAGACUUUAGGUAUGCUGAGCUAAAAAGCUUUUGAAGAUAUAUUUGUCUUCCUUUGCAUCUGAAUCUGACCAGUUUGUCAAAGAUGCAUUUUCACACUUUUGAUAAACUACACUCCAAAUGUCCUAAAGAUAAGGUGAAUAACUUAACAAUGUUUCAUCAGGAGAUUUUAAAAUAGGGGCUUCUCCAGGACCAAUAUUCAAUGAAAGGGGAUGUGGCAAGAUUGGGCCUUUUGAGUGUCCCACAGGCAGGGGCGUACCUACCGGGGAGGUGUGGGGGGGUGGUAUACUUUGGGAAGUUGGUCGGUAAAUUUUACGGAUGGUCGGUAAAUGUUAUGGAUUGUCGGUAGAUGCGUAUCUCGACUUUAUAUAGUAUUGGUGUGUAU
Messenger RNA from Rhopilema esculentum, 6706 nucleotides. Lineage: Eukaryota; Metazoa; Cnidaria; Scyphozoa; Rhizostomeae; Rhizostomatidae. The record is from RefSeq and is a predicted model, not a curated record.